AUGAUCGAGGAACACCGUAAUGAUGCAUACUGGAUUGAAGCCUUUCAACCCGACGAUCAAACUCCUGUUGGGUUCAUAGCUUAUGGACUUGCUCGUGGAGAAGUCAAUCUUUAUCCAAACCCGUACAUAAAUACAGGAAACACUAAACCGAUUCUUAUCCAAAAACUUCUUACUCCUGUUGCUAUGGAUCAGGCUGAUAUUUCAGGUGAUGGAUUUAAAGACAUUAUUAUCUGUUUUGACUAUGGAAAUUCAAUAAUCGAUUUCAAUCCCGAUGGAGGACACAUUGUAUGGUUAGAAAAUCCAGGAAAGAAAAAUGAAACAGAACCGUGGAAACGGCAUUAUGUUGGAAAAUCAGCGACAAUGCACAGACUUAGAGUUGGUCAUUUCACGCAGACUAAACGCUGGGAGAUUAUAGGUUUGCCUGUCGUAAAUGGACCAUUUGAUGUACCAGUACCUAUGUUGUUAUGUAGACAGCCUGAUAAUGUGCUAACUGCUAAAGCAUGGGAUUGUGAAACUAUUGAUAAAGAAUUUUCUCAUUUAAUUCACGAAGCUAAAAUGUUUAAAAUUGAUUCAUUGGAUCAACUUCUUGUUGCAUCACGGGAAGGUCUUAUUUGGCUUUACUAUGAUAAAAACUCAGGGGAGUGGAUACUUGAGAAAAUUGCCGAUGGUGAACAGGGAGAAAAACAGCAGACAAACUAUUAUGGUAGUGGUGGUGCCGAUAUUGGAAAAGUUGGAAGUGACACCUUUGCUUAUAUUGCUGCAACUGAACCCUUUCAUGGAAAUGUGGUUUCGGUCUACACUAAAGUUACAAACAAUUCACUGUCACAAAUACAAUGGCAAAGACACAUUCUCGAUAUAUAUGGACAUCCUAAUCAAAAUGGCGAGGGUCCAACUCAUCAUGUCAUUUGUGCUGACUUUGACAAAGAUGGAGAUGAUGAAUUUUUAGUUGCACUUCGUGGACCACCUCCAAAUGAGGGUGUCUUUUAUUAUAAGCCUAUUGAUCUCUCUCGUGGUUUAUUUGCCAAAUGGAAAGUUAGUGAUGAAUCUACUGCUAGAAUCACCAUUGCAGAUUUUGAUAACGAUAGCUAUAUUGACUUUGCAACAAUAGGCUAUUAUGUUCCCGGUUAUUUCUUGGCAGAAAAUCCUUCAAUUAAUAUCUUUUACAAUCGAUUAAUCAGCAGAACACUACAAGUAAAAAAUGACUUACAAGUAACAAAACAAAAUGAUGAACUUUUUUUCACAGUUCCAAGACCAAACAAAGUAUUACAAUACCAUGCAUUGCCGUUUCUAACAAUAGGAGGUAUAACUUUAUCAUUAGAAGUUUUACCACCUUAUAGUUCGCGUCAAGUUGAAAAAAAUACCUAUAUCAAGGUUCUUUCGGGAAUCAUAACUUGGAAAGAUUCCUCCAAUAAAUCACAGCAACCUAUCAAUCAUUCACGUACAUUUUUCUGUGAACCAAAAAGUGUUUGUUCUCUUGAAAUACACAGUGAUGACAAGAGAAUCAAAACUGGAAAUGAAGGUGCACUUUUUAUUGUAUUACAAAUGGAUACAAACAUGCAUGAUAUUCCUCGAUUCAAAAAUAUUCGAAAUGUUAUUGUUGAGAAUUCAUUACCUGAAAGUUCUCCAGACGAAGCACGUAAACUUGAUUUCAAAUUUGUCAAAGUUGAUGAACUUGAAUGGGGAAAAGAGAAAUUCAAAGGUCUUGAAUUUUAUAAUAUGAGAGGCUUUGACAUUAAGUUCGCUGAUAAUAAUGAACAUCUUUGUCACUUCCAGUUUUGGGCUGCGGGAAAAGGUACUAAUGCUGGAGUGCACAAUCAUAAUACAGAUCGCUUUUGCGAAGUUCAUACUUGUAUUGUGAAUGGAAAUGGAAAUAGUGGUAUGCAUUAUCUGAAAAGCUCCGAAGAACCUUACGACCCGUUAACUACACCUGACACUGAAUUCAUCAAACAAGUCAUACCAUCGUUUCAUGAGCAAGGUCCUAUCUGGGAUAUCAAUGCAAGCAGAGAACCAGUUUUACGCAACGAUGGUACUGUUGUAUAUCCUUGGCACAAGUGGCAGUCUGGUGGCAAGGUAUCAUCAGGAUCCCUAUGCAGUGAAGUGCCACCUACUAGAAACCUAACUAUGGGUGAUUCCAGAGCUCAAGCAACAAACACAUCACAACAAAAGGCAAUACCAAAACGGCGCCAUUGUGCUUCUGCGUCACAGCAGUCAUUUGACGUUUGGAUAGUCUUUGAAUUCGCUAUUGGAAUGUCAAAGCUUCCUCAAUAA
Molecule: messenger RNA, 2268 nt
Organism: Rotaria sp. Silwood1
Lineage: Eukaryota; Metazoa; Rotifera; Eurotatoria; Philodinida; Philodinidae
Source: the annotation of a GenBank genome assembly